ACACAUACGUACACACGUACGCAAGAACGCACGUCUUGCAAGCCAAGUGAAAGCCACAAUUGCUUGAUUCUGCGGAAAAAAUUGUGAAUAUUCAUGCGUAUGCUUACUAGGUAGUGUAAAAUUCGGGUGAUUUGGGCUGAAAAGUAUAAAUACCACCAGACGGUGAUGAAAUACAGGUUAAAUGUUGCUUUUACUUGCCAAGUGUGAGUGAAUGUGUGUUUGGCAGUGGUCCCUUGCUAGCCGUGGUGGUCCCUCUGCAGUUAGUGGUCCCACUAGCGUUCCCCCCUCCCGCUACCACCAUCACCAGUGAUCCCUUUUGUGAUGGAAUGAUAGCAAAUUGUGUAUACAAACAAAUAAAGGGGCAAGAGAAAAGCGUGAAAAGUGCGUAAUUGAGUGUCGUGAAAAGGCUGCCAUAGGGCUCGUGGAAGCAGGGUGGAACAACGCUCGGGGAGAGGGAGCUCCUGUUCACGCCUUUUUUCUGGGGGCAGUUCUCUAAAAUUGCGUUGAAAAGAUUGCCAUGCUCUCCUCCCUUGUCCCGGAUGUGUGAAGUGUUGUGCGUGUGAGUGUACAUAUGAACAUUCAACCGUUUGUGAUCAGUAAAGUGAAACAAUAAAAGAGAAGAAAAACGAUUGCUUCGCAGAAUUUGCUCGACUCCUUUCCCUUCUUUGUGUGUGAGUGCGUGCGUGUGUGUGUCAAUCACUCCAUUCCAGAGCGUCAUCGCGAAUGGCGGAGCUGCUAGUUGCUGGUUCGGCCGCCAGAGGGCAUCGUGGCGUGGAGCUGUCAGUUUGCGUGUUGUCCCGUUUGCUGGCUCCCGUCGCACGUCCGUCGUUCGUAGAAGAAUGAGGAUUUGUUGGCUGUGAUAGAGAGAAGAAAAAAGAAAAGCGGUGUCGCAAGUAGUUUUAGGCCUACAUCAGCCGGGUGAAUUGUUUUUUAAUUGGAAAUCACCCAUCCAACGUUUUAUGCUGCCAACGAUUUUGUAAAGAAAAAAAAAAGUUUGUUUUACCAUACCCGAUUGUUAGAUAGUUUGUGAGUUGAAGUGUAGCAGUGUAAGAGCACCACCGAAACAAUGGAACAUUUUAGAGCGUGAAUGUGUGGCGGGGCGAAAGGGGAGCCGCCAUCGACGAGAUUGUUGUGUUGCGUGAAAACGGAAUUGUGGCGAGCAGCAGUUCGAUAAAGGCCAGCUGUUGGUCGCUGUUGGCGUUCGUAAGAUGGCACAAUACUAUGAGAUUGUACAGCAGGACGAACUAAAGAAUGCCUAUCAGCAGAUAAAUAUUGACAACGGAAUUCAGCUGGUGAUGGGCGACGAUGUACAGUUUGGCUCACAGCAAGUGAUUCUUUCGCAGGAGCAACCGAAUGAAGUGCAGCUGAUCGGUGGCGUCUAUCAAACAGCGCACCAAAUUCCACAGCAGCAGCAGCAGCAGCAGCAUCACCAGCAGCAGCAUAUACAAGACGCAAACUAUCUUGGACAGGCGAACACGUCCAUGGUUGCAGACACGUACAUGCAGUCGCCUAUGGCCACCCAGCAAACACAGCUCCAGCAUCAGCAACAGCAGCAACAGCAGCAGCAACCCCCUCUCCAACAGCAGCAGCAGCAGCAGCAGCAGCAAAUUUACUACACUGACGAAAGCACCGGGCAGCUUGUCCAGGCGUCGAAUAUUUUACCGCAAGAACCCUUGCUCGAUCCGCAGCAAACGCUGCAUGUUAUGCAAACGGCUUCGGAACAGCAGCUACAUCAGCCACAGCAGCAAAUUCUGCACCAACAGUUGACGCCGCCACCCCAGCAGCAGCAACAGCAGCAACAACACCAAUCGCCUGUACAGCAGCAGCAAAUCACGCACCAUCCAGUGGUUCAGGUUGUUCAGGGAAUACAGCGUCACGGCCAGCAGCACAUCAUAAUCCGGCAAACGGAUCAAUCAAAGUCCCUGCAAGGGGGCUUGCAGCAGACCCAGCAGCAGCACAUACUCACCCACCAGCAGCCCACCCAGGUGAUACUUCAAUCCCAGGGCACGUCACAGCUGAUCCAACGGCAGCAGCAACAGCAGCAGCAGCCACAACAGCAGCAACAAACUGACCAGUCCAACGCGCAACACAUUAUAUACGAUCAGAUUUCUUUGCAAUCCCAACAGCAACCACAACAGCAGCAGCAGCAGAUCGUUUCACUGUCGACGAUUCAUCAAACAGGAGGUGGUCCCGUUCAGCAGCAACAACAGCAGCAGCCACAACAGCAGCAGCAGCAGCAGCAGCAGCAGCAGCAGCAGCAGCAGCAUCAUCAGCAGCCGAAGCCUUCCCAGCCACAAAUUACACAGAUUCAACUGCAACAACUACCCCAACAGCAGCAGCAACGUGUGUUUAGCAAAGGCGCUUUAACGCUCACUGCGCAGCAACAUCAGCAGCUGUUCCCGCAGCAGCAGCUCCAUCCAGGUGCACCCCGUCACUGUAUUCUACUAACGAAAACGGGCAAUCAGCAACACAUUGGCGGUACACAGAUUGUGCUCAAUCAGCAGCAGCAGCAGCAGCAGCAACCGAUUCAGAUGCAAAGCAACGUGGUACAGCAAUCGGCCAUGCUUACCACCCAGCAGCAACAACCCGUUCAGCAGCAGCAGCAGCAGCAGGCGCUGAAACAGGAUGGACAGCAACAGCAGCAGCAGACGCAAACCACGGUCGCGGCAGUACAGCUGGCCCAAUCCGCUGUGCCGAAAGGGGGCGCUGCCGACACGCUGCUUCGCCCCCGAUUGACGCGCCCACGUGGGGCGAAACCGGCUGCCCCUCGGCAACCGCGCUCCAACAUGGCCACGGUGAACGCGGUACAGAUGCGCGGUCCACGACCACCGACGACGACCCAGAUCAUUACGACACAGAUACGCGCACCGGCCCAGGUCGCGACGUCGGUUAGCGGUGGGACAGUGAACGCACAGCAGUCGGCACAGCAAACCGCCGUUUAUCAAGGCAUCACCGCACGGAACGUAAUGGUUGGGAAUACGCGCGCCAAGCUCCUGACGAUUAACCGAACACCGCAGGCGGGGGGGCUUGCCACGUACCAAAACCCACCGCCUCGGCUAACGGUCAUGCAUCGUACCAACCCGGGCCCAACGUCGGGACAAACUUCUAUUCCCAUUUCUCAACAGCAGCAGCAGCAACAGCAGCAGCAACAAAUGCAACCACAAUUGCUACAGGUCAGCUUGGCAUCGAUCGUGCAGCAACCGAACAGUGCAACUGGCUCGCCAGUGACAACAGUGUCGACCGCGACCGGCACAGCACCGGCAACGGGCGGGACAGCCACUGCGGUCGUCCAUCCGUACAAUGUGGGCAAACCGGCGGUGGUGGUGAAAACGGAACCGGAAGCUGCUACAUCUGAGACCGGCUCGGGUGAGAUGAUCGACCUGGAGGAUAGCAUUAAGGCUGCUGUACUGCCCCGGCGGGCCGGCACUGAUGAGGUUGGUUCGAGCGGCACCGGAACUCUCUCCAUUGCCGGAACGUCCGGGCCGAUCUACACCAUUCACACCCAGCAGCCGACAAUGCAGCACCAGCAGCAGCAACGGGUCGCCACCACCAACGGUCUGUCCUUUGUUACGAACGAUCCGAACAGUUUGAUUCACCUCGCCAACGGUCAAACGGUGACGUCGGCACAGUUUCGCACAUUCCAAGAGAAGCAGCAACAGCGGCAGCAGGAGGCCUUCCGGGGCGGCUUCAGCCAGCAGGGUCGCGGCCGUGCCCCGCAGCGUGGCAUGAUGAUCCGCCAGCGGGGUGGAGCCGUCGGCCGCCAGAUGGUAGCGAUACAGGCGCCUCAAGCGCAGCCGACAAUGAUGGCAACGUCCGCGCCGCAGAUUACGCUUCCGCAGGGCCCGAUCCACAUCUCCGCGGCGCAGGUGCUGCAGAAUCAGGGCAUGGUGCAGCCGGCCACCCAGCUGCAACUGCAAACCGGCACGCUGCAGCAGGUGACGCCCACCACUACCCUCCGGCAGGUGCAAACGAUCGGGCCGCAGACGGGCGAGACGGAGUUUCGCGAGAGCGCCCGGAUGCUGGUUAUCCUGCAGAGUGGCGAGCAGCGGCUGAUCACGUUCACCCUGCCGAAGGAAAGCUGCACCGUGCAGGAUCUGCUCGAGCAGGUGCAGGUGCAGUACUCGCCGGACAGCAACAUACAGUGCAUCUCGAACCCGGGCGGUGACGUCGACUACAUCGUCACGGUUGGCAUUGGCGAAUCGGAAACGGCGGAAGUGAUCCGGCAGGCGGAAAUUACGCUUCGCAGCCAGUUCCAGCUGAACAAUCAUUCGCAUCAGUCGCAACCUAUGUUGCAGCAGCAGCAGCAGCAGCAGCAGCAGCAACAACAACAGCAGCAGCAGCAACAGCAGCAACAGCAGCAGCAACAACAGUUGCAACAGCAGCAGCAACAACAGCAGCAGCAGCAACAGCAACAACAGACGAUGAUUCCACAAGCAUGCGUUAUUCAGCAGCCGCAAACAAUGAUGAUUACCUUGCAAUCACAGCAACCACAGCAGCAACAGCAGCAGCAGCAGCAGCAUGUGAUAUCACGGUUUGCCGACUCGUACCGGCAAACGAUAUCGCUCGGCACACCGGUAUCGAUCGCUACCUCAUCCGGCACGAUGCAAUCGCUGCUGCAAACGACCACGCCGGAAACCGCCGGCCCAGAGGUGAAGCAAAAGCUGAUCAAAGGCUUCCUGGCGGUGUGUGCCUCCUGCGGCUACACCGGGCUGGAUCAUGCCAAAUGCCAGCGGUGCAAGCGGAUCUUUACCGAGUCACCGCGCCGCAUUCCGGAGCCGGACAAGACGCCGGGUGCCGCCCUGACGCCGGGUGGCUCCCAUCCACCGCCGCUCGUAACGUCCACGCCCAUGAGCGGACCGGUGCGGAACAAGUACGAUAUCUACGCGAAGAAGCAAGCGAUGAACACGAUACUGUUGCGGUCCGGCCGGGGCGGCUCGGCACGGUCCGGGCGGGGCCGAGGCGGCCGGGCAAGCGUGGCUACCAAGUAUCCGGACGUCGAUCCGCCCGUGUUUACGCUGAGCAGCGACGACGAGGAGACGUCGACGAGCGAGCGCUCGAAAACGCUCUACAAAACAGCGGUAAAUAGUUCCUCGAAGGCAAAUGCUUCGUCACAGUCCAUUAAGCGGGAUCCGUUGCCAUGUGAACCAACAAACAAUGAGGCUGACACGAGCGCCGUCGUAAAUGACAAGCCUCGGUUGGACAUCACGGACGUGAAGAACCUGCCCGAUGGGCAGAUAACACAAAUAGAUUGCAGCACCAUACGGGUGGGCACGCUUAAGUAUGAGGCGAAUGAAAAGGUUACGAUCUCCUCUAAGGGCGUCCGCAUUGUGGCACCGAAUGUGAAGCGCCCGACCGAGUUCGUCAGCUUGGAUCUGCAAAUGAACGAGAUGAAGAAGGUGCUCACACACUUCUCGAAGGGAUUGAACGUGAUAUUUUUGUACACGAACAUUUCCGGCGGUGCGUACGUGCGCAAGCAUCUCGAGAUGGAUCCCAGCUCGGACAAACUGCCCUGUUUCCGCCCCGAAAUUGCUUCAAACGAUCUAACCAAGCGCAUCAUCCUGCUGGUGGACAGCAUUAGCGAGGAAGCAAAGUCCAUCAUAAAGAACAUCUUCCACCCGGAUCUGCUCGAGGAGAUCAGUAUUCGCGAUGCGAAGGAGCUGAUCCUGCGCUGUUCAUCGAGCCGCUCGUCCAACACGUCCAGCGCCGCGAACGCGCUGGUCGAUGCGAACGGGUCCGGCUCGAACGAUACGAACGAUUCGCUGGAAAUUCGCACGAUACUGAUCUAUCCGCCCGGCCCGGGGGGCAUUACGAUCAACACGGAGGAUUACCUGUGCCUGGCGAAGGAUCAGUACUUGAACGACAUCAUCAUCGACUUCUACCUGAACUACCUGAAGCUGGAAAUGCUCGACGACGGGGAGCGCCAGAGUGUGCACAUCUUCAGCACGUUCUUCUACAACCGGCUCACCACGCUCACGACCCGGCAGCGGGGGCCGCCCGGCGACAGGGGCGACGUGCGGUUGUCGGCGGCCCAGAAGCGGCACGCGCGCGUCGCUAACUGGACGAAGAAGGAUAACAUCUUCGACAAGAAGUUCAUCGUCAUUCCAAUCAACGAGCAGUCGCACUGGUUCCUCGCCAUCAUCUGCUUCCCCGGGCUGGACUGCCCGGUCACGGCAAGCAACAACACACCGGCACCGAGCGUGUCGACCGUGGCGAAACCGAAGCCGAAAAGUGCACCACGCUCGAAGCGCAAUCUGACGAUGCAGAUCGGCAGCACGACGAUAACGCCCGUGUCGAAGCGCGAGAUCGAAUCGAUCCACCUGGCGGACGAUGACAUGUGCGAGCGGGACGAAGCGGACGGGGACGAGAGCGAGCUGGCGACCGACGCGGAGGACAGCGACGACGAACCGUCCGACGAUGGUCGACCACCGAUCAAGCAGCCCUGUAUUUUAAUUUUCGAUUCGCUGACCGGAGCGUCCAGGAGCCGGGUGGUGGCCACACUGCGCGACUACCUGACUUGCGAGUACCGGGUCAAGAUGCCGGACAAGCCAGCAAAACAGUUUAACAAGCUCAACAUGCCCGGCCAUUGCGUGAAGGUACCGCAGCAGAACAACUAUACCGACUGCGGCCUGUAUCUGUUACAGUACGUGGAGCACUUUUUCCUGGAUCCAAUUCUGGACUACCAUCUUCCGAUAAAGCAGCUGCAGGAUUGGUUCGAAACCAUCACGGUGACGAAAAAGCGCGAAGACAUUUCCAACCUCAUCAAAGAGUUGAUCGACAAACAUGACCCCAGUGCGCCGCCGUUACCAUCGAUCGAGCUACCUACGCUAAAUGGUAAAUUGAUAAUCGAUCCCGACGACAGCCUAAACGAUGCCGAGUUCGAGGAGGAGGAGAUGGAACACGAUGAAGAGUUUGUCAGUGCGUUCGACAUGACGCCCGACACGGAUGAGCAGCUUUCCUCGCCGGCCAAGGGGACCGACGGAAAGGCCGCCGAAACUAUCAUUACCAGCAGCCCGCCCGUCAAACCGAUCGGUUCGAAGAAAAUCAUUAACUUUAAGCGCUUAGGCGGUCAGUCGCUGAUAAACCGGUCGUCGUCCAGCGGUAACAACCUGCAGGACGGUGGUACCAGCUCCACGGAGGGAGGAACAACUAAAGCGGCAACCUCCUCCUCAUCCUCCACCUCCACGACCACUUCCAGCAGCAGCAACAGCAGCAGUAGUAACAAUAAUAGUAAUAGUGGGACGGGGAAUACGAAACGGCUGCUGGAUGGUAAUGGCAGCAAGCUGGCGGGCAGCCAGCAGGACGGUAGCGUGCGGCAAAAGAUACCCCGUCUCAGCAACGAUAGUAGUGCGAGCAAGGUGGUAACGACACAGCUAUAACGCCAGCCGGCUGAUAACGGUGAAUAAAACUACUCAGCGAGUUACUAUCACUACUACUACUACUACUACUACUAGAACUAGCAUUGCUACUACAACUACUAAUACUACAUCCAGUACAUAUUACUAUUGAUAUUCGAAGUUAAAAGUGCAGCAUCAGUGAUAAAGCUCGGUGGCACAAAAUGUGUGUGCUGCAGUAAAACGUAAUGCAAGUAAAUUUCAAUUCAAUAUAAAAGAGAAAAUUAUGCUGAGAUACGAACAAGA
Messenger RNA from Anopheles coluzzii, 7637 nucleotides. RefSeq lists its product as uncharacterized. Bases 1209 to 7376 code for a protein of 2055 amino acids. Lineage: Eukaryota; Metazoa; Arthropoda; Insecta; Diptera; Culicidae. Gene Ontology annotation, biological process: proteolysis; regulation of cell cycle phase transition; positive regulation of nuclear cell cycle DNA replication. Gene Ontology annotation, molecular function: protein serine/threonine kinase activator activity; cysteine-type peptidase activity. Gene Ontology annotation, cellular component: Dbf4-dependent protein kinase complex; nucleus. The record is from RefSeq and is a predicted model, not a curated record. The transcript has 8 exons.